Messenger RNA from Dermacentor silvarum, 1428 nucleotides. Its product is annotated as glutathione S-transferase 1-like. The record is from RefSeq and is a predicted model, not a curated record. Gene Ontology annotation, molecular function: glutathione transferase activity. NCBI's taxonomy places the organism in Eukaryota, Metazoa, Arthropoda, Arachnida, Ixodida, Ixodidae. The coding region runs from base 193 to 837 and encodes 214 amino acids. The transcript is spliced from 5 exons. Gene Ontology annotation, biological process: glutathione metabolic process.
GCAGCUGACGUCUUGAUCGACACUUACAAUGACCAGAUUCUCUGUUCUUUCUCGUAUUUUAGUGCGUCACCUCGCCCCUUCCUUCUUCCGUUUUACUGUGCCUUCGCGUUUCAGAAGGCCCAAAGUAAAGUACACCCGCUGAAUCAAGACAAACUAGGGGCCCCCGUAGGCUUCGCGAACAACCCAGUGCCCAUGGAGCUCUACCACAUGGACGCCAGCCCACCCUGCCGCGCCGUGCGCAUGGUGGCCAGGCACCUCAACCUCAGCCUGAACCUCAUCCCCGUCAACUUCAUGGCUGGCGAGCACAUGACGCCCCAGUUUAGAAAGAUCAAUCCUCAGGCCGUCUUGCCGACGCUGGUCGACGAUGGCUUUGUCCUUUGGGAAAGCCGUGCAGUACUGACGUACCUGGUGAACCGGUACGUACCUCACAGCCCCUUGUACCCAACCGAUCCGCGCUCUAGAGCUUCAGUGGAGCGUCUUCUUUACUUCGACAUGGGUACCCUCUUCGACGCAUGCCAUAAAAUACUGUACCCGGUGAUAUUCGGUGGGCCACUGCCAGACUCCGAGCAGGAGCAGCCGCUGGUGCAAGCAUUGGAUCUUCUCGGCGGGUUUCUCGGCGAGAACAAGUUUCUGUCGGGCGACGAGAUCACCCUGGCGGACAUUUCUAUCCUCGCUACACUCACCGUCACUGAGUGCGCCGAUUAUGAACUGAGCCGCUUUCCCGUCGUCCUGGACUACUACGAGCGACUGAAAUCUUCAUUGCCUUACUACAACGAAAUCAACGACCUUGGGAUUCAGCAAAUGCGAGGCAUCCGCAGCCAAAACAAUUCCAAGUAGAGACAGGACAACGGCGGACGCUUCAUUGAAAGCGUUUCUCAGUUCUGCAGUUUCGCUCGUAGAUCGAGGACAAGACUUGCUCUUAUUCCGGACACACACUCAUUGUUUGGUCCUUCUCUCUAAAAAUGCCGGCUGUAGCACAUAUUGAAAUUUAUUACCAACUGCAGUAGGCAAUGUUUUCAGGUAUUUUCGACGGUGCCCGUAAAAGAGGCUUCAUCUCGACGGAUAUUAGAGUGUCACGUGCUUCGCAAUGCCUAUACAAGCGCUGUAGAUAAAUCUUUUAACUGCAGUGACAGCGACAUUUUCUAGCAUAUGUUACCGUCCCUUGCUCUAUCUACAAGAUUUACUCAUUAAAAUGGCUCGAAUGCAAUGCCAGCACAAAUAAUAUCAUGCUUCCCAUGGCGUUUUUGAGUCGUGUUCUGCUUGCCAAUGAGAGUGACUUGCAAUGGGCUUUGUGUCUCCUACAUGCGCGCAACCAGCCACUUGUGUAAAAAGCUGCUCUGUUCUAGCAGAGCUAACACAGUUAACACCAUUGCAAAUUCCGUGGAGGCUGCUACCAACACAGACUCCGUGUUCUGGCUCAAUGUUACA